This is a messenger RNA of Lentinula edodes (shiitake mushroom), 1005 nucleotides long. Its product is annotated as WD40-repeat-containing domain protein. Gene Ontology annotation, molecular function: protein binding. Bases 1 to 1005 code for a protein of 334 amino acids. The transcript is spliced from 7 exons. The record is from RefSeq and is a predicted model, not a curated record. NCBI's taxonomy places the organism in Eukaryota, Fungi, Basidiomycota, Agaricomycetes, Agaricales, Omphalotaceae.
AUGGGUGUAAUAGACUUGCCUACUGGUACUGUCAAUGCAUUAGCCUUUUCGAUGGAUGGACGUUAUUUGGCCAGCGCCAGCGACGACAAAACGGUGCGCGUUCACGACAUGCAACGUGGGUUGUCAAAAAUUUGGGAACACAAAGGCACCUACCCAUACACUGCUGUCGCAUGGAGAGAUGACAUUCUAUUCGUUGGUGAUGAGGGAGGGGGGAUUAUCUGCUCUUAUCCCACCUUGAGGUGGCCACGUCGACGAACAAACGAGGUCAUACAUGAGGCCUCUUCACCUGUCGCAGUUAUUGAAUUCAACGAGAGCGGUGAUCAUCUUCUUAUCUGCUCAGGUGCCGACGUUUUACUCUUCAAGAAUUCGAAGAUGGGUUCCGGAGCAUGGCGAUAUACAGACCGCCUGCCACGUCCUGCGUUUGGCGAGACUGAGAAUUUCGCCCAACCUCCGAUUCUAGCGACAGGCGUACAUUUUCUCGAGAGUGAUAAUGAGUGUCUUAUUGCAUACUACCAUCAUGGUUUUUGGAAGUGCAACAUCGACGCUUGGGAGACGACUCGUAUCUGGGGUCCAGACGAGAAAAUAGGAACUUCUGCUAAAUCCCCAGACUCAACUUCUUUGGUGGCGACAAAUAUACGCAAUGGUCUGGAUUGGUCCAGGAACACGCCUCAAGACUUCAAGAAAAUUAGUACCUCGUUUGAAGUUCAAGAAAUUGGAUCCAAUGUUCCUCUUCUUGCUCUGUUCAUCAACAAAGGUCAAGCAACAGUAAUGGGUACGACGAAGGGAUACGCUGUGAUAUUCGAUGCAAAACACGGGAGAAGGAUCCAAACUUUGAAGCACAGAACGGACCGCUCCUGGGUGACCGCCUUAGCAUAUGUUGAACUUGAUGUACCAACCCGUCGUCGAAUGAUAGCCACUGGCAAUGGUAACUGUGUGCAGCAUACACAAAUAUUACUGUGGAAUGAAGACGAUGGCACUCCCGCGAAGGGAACUAGCAAGUUGUGA